AAGAGAGCUAGGGAUGGCAGAAAUUCCAGGUUAGAGGAGAGAUGAGGAUUAAAGUAUUUUUACCUCAAAGCCACACAUCUACAGCGCUCGUCUGACACAGAGAGGAGGAAGAAGACAGGAGCGAGGCAGAGAGGAUGGACAGAGGGCAGGGAGGGAGGGCAGAUUGAAGAGGAUAGAGAAAGAGAGCCCUGCUGUCACCAGGCUUGCUUAGUGUUCUUGGUGUGUAGCGGCUGUUGACGCCUUCUGCCUCUCCGUCCACUGAGGUGCUGGUUUCAGGGCCCUCUGGGCCGCCCAGCAUGAAGCAGGCAUCAUGGGCUUUCUGGAAAACUACCAGGAGAUUGACCCCGUCACUUUGAACCUUUGCAUCCUUAUCGCCAGCUACGUUAUCUUGCUCCUCGUCUUCCUGAUAUCCUGUAUAAUGUAUGACUGUCGGGGCAAAGAUCCUACCAAGGAGUACGCUCCGGACCCACAACCCACUCCGUCUCCCAUCAGGCUGGUGGUGAUGCAGAGCUCCACAGCACCUGUGGGACGGUGGGACACAGCCAACAUGAUCACCACCUACCACGAGCCAUCAAACUCAGACUUCAGGGAGAAGAAGAGCACGAUGGUCUGAGUGCAAC
This is a messenger RNA of Pelmatolapia mariae (spotted tilapia), 620 nucleotides long. RefSeq names its product small integral membrane protein 36-like. The transcript has a single exon. The record is from RefSeq and is a predicted model, not a curated record. Bases 311 to 613 code for a protein of 100 amino acids. NCBI's taxonomy places the organism in Eukaryota, Metazoa, Chordata, Actinopteri, Cichliformes, Cichlidae.